Molecule: messenger RNA, 1008 nt
Organism: Protopolystoma xenopodis
Lineage: Eukaryota; Metazoa; Platyhelminthes; Monogenea; Polystomatidea; Polystomatidae
Source: the annotation of a GenBank genome assembly
AUGUCUACUAUCUAUCUAUCUAUCUAUCUAUCUAUCUAUCUAUCUAUCUAUCUAUCUAUCUAUCUAUCUAUCUAUCUAUGUACCUACCUGUCUUUCUUUCUACCUACCCACCUACCUACUUUCUACCUUUCUAUCUGUUUACAUAUCUAUCUGUUUACCUACCUACUUAUCUAUCUGCUCACCUAUCUACAUACGUUCCACCUUCCCACUUACCUACUUGUCUAUAUGCCUAUUUACCUACCCGCCUUUAUACCCAUCUGUCUUCUUACCUACCUACAUACAUGCAUACCUUCCCACCUAUCUAUCUGUAAUCCAUUUACCUACUUAACUGUCCAUCCACCUUCCCACCCCCUUCGUCCCUUCUGCGGGGAAGGACUUAAUCUACUGGAGGAGAGUCUUUUUCCACUGCCAUCAUUCGCUGCAGCAGCAGCCGCCGCAGCCGCUGCGCCUGGCUCCACUACUGCUCUCCUUCUCGGUGGACAGACUGGCGCUCCCGGAGGCGUUGGGAGUGGCGAUACUGUCGGAGUUGGCAUUGGCGGUACUUCUUCUAGCGCCGCCGGCCUGUCGAGCGUGCUGGCCGCAAACGGACUGACCAGCCUGGACCUUCUGCACGCUCAGAUUCGUCGUCAGAUGUCGGCUGAGCACACACUGCGCAUGGAGAUCUUGCAGUUGCAACGGCAGACUUGGCAGUUGCAGCUAGCCAGGCUGCAGGCGAUUUUGGGUCACGCUCCUCGGAACUCGUCGGUCAGGCGAACAAGGACGCCUAGAAAGGCCCGCUCCAACGGCACUGGCAUGAGUGGACUGGCAGUUGCCAAGUCGAGCACUACUGCGCCAGUAGGUGGGGAAAACGAUAUCGGCGAUGACGCCGACGAUGACGAAGGAGACGACGAGGAGGAGGGCGAAGACUUCGAGGAAGAGGGUGAAGCUGAGGAGGGAGAGGGGGAAGGGGAGGGAGAGGGAGGAGAGGGAGAGGGAGAAGUGGAGGGGGAUGAGGAGGAAGAGGACGAU